AGCUAUUGAAAAUGAUAUAUUUUUGUGUUGUACAUAUGUGAUUGGUUUUGGUAUUUUCAGGAAGAUCAGCCAAACCAGACUAGAUGACCCGUCCACUCAGCCUUCUUGCGGACAGGAACAUGAAAUUUGAUGCAGCGAAUCCGAAAAAGCCCAGACGUAGAGAUUCUGAAUCUAAAAGGAAACGGUCAUCCAGACAAAACAGCAGUUGUCAGUCAAAUAUUUCUUCACCACAUGUUAGCCCAUUCCAUGAACAGAGUCCACAUAGUCAGUCCCAUAGCCCAAUGUCUUCUCACAUGAGCCCAGUGUACCCGGCCCAAUCACCGUAUCCAGUCUCAAGUCCAGCGCAGUCGGUUCCAAGUCCGGCUUUUUCAAUGCAGAGGCAAUUUUUUCAAGAAAGUGAAAUCAGCGGGUCAUGUACAGACGACAAAUCUCGACUCCCAACCUUCCUAAAAGAAGAAUGUCAUAUUUCGUCCUCUUCCUUGAAUGAUAAUGAUAAUCAUUGUGCUACAUCGGAAAGAAUAUGUGUAGAACAAUUUCAACAGUUUGACGCCAUGGAAAUAACUGUUGAUAAUAACUUAGACGUUUAUCCAGUCGGUUUAGAUUUGGUAUCUCCCAAUGUAGGAAGUGAGAUUACAACAGCAACUACAGAAAGAAAUAUAAUAUCAGCUGGGGCGGCAGAGAAUAUGAUAUUUAUAGAAGAUUACGGUGGCGAAGAUAUUAUUUGCUCCCAAGAUAUUGACAGCCAAAACAAGCAAAUUAAACCCCAUGCGACGGAAAACACAACCUCUCCAAUUGUUUUAACUGUUAAAAAUACGGAUGGAAAAUUAAGUUUAACUGGAGAAAACGGCAUCGGGCAGGUAAAUAGAAUAGUACCAACACGUAAUACAUUCAUAGACAUAAGCCGGCUAACACCUGAGCAGAUUAAACAGGUUUAUGAAUGGAUAAACUUUGGAGACCAUCUUCAAACAGAUACCGGAAUGAAAUUGGAACACACACCUGUAUUAUCCGGUAUCAGUGACAUACCUGUUUCCACAUCGUCGGGUAGUUCCGGAGAUUUGUAUGAUUAUAGUGCAAUGCAGUUAGCUAAUAUGGGAAGUGGAGAUAUUGAUCCCAAUUUUGCAAAAAGCAUUGUUGAACAAGACGUUGUACCAGAUGAAGCUUCAGAUGUAUAGUCAGUCGUUCGUGAUAACUUUGUAUCGACUUAAACACCGUGUUCCAUAUACGUUCGUUCGUGAUAACAGUGUAUUGAUUUAUGCAUUUUAUGUUUUAUAUAUGAUCGUUCCAGAUAACCGUUUAUUGAUUUAUACAUACAUCUAUGUUCAACGUGUUUGUUUGUGUUAACUAUAUAUUGAUUAACAUUACCGCAUUCAUGUUCCACAUAUUAUGUUCGUUUGUGAUAACUGUAAUUUGAUUUGUACAGCACAUACAUUUUUUACUUAUGAUGGCUAUGAAACCAACGCGAUGACAAUCAUAUGCUGCUGUGCAUACGUGGCUGGAUUUUGCGACUAAUGAACAAUCGAAAAAAAUACAGUACCUUUUCAAUGAAUAAAACGUGUCUUUAAACUGGAUUUUAUCAUUAGUACGAUAUAAAUACUGGACUAUGAUACUGUAAAUGUAUGUUAAUAGCUUUCUAGAUUGUCAAAUCUUCCGGUAUGUGAAAAUGACGACAAGACAAUGUGUGAUAAAGGACUUAAACAAAUUUGUACUGCACAAUGACGAUCUAUUUAUUGUCUUGGAACAUUGAUUUGCUGAAUAUAGUUCGCCGUGGUUCUUCUCCAUAUAUGUAAUUCAAGUGAAAAUCUCAUAUUUGUAAAAUCGAAAGCCCUGUCCUUAUCCUAAUAAAUUCUAUUAUUGAUA
This is a messenger RNA of Ruditapes philippinarum (Manila clam), 1857 nucleotides long. RefSeq lists its product as uncharacterized. The record is from RefSeq and is a predicted model, not a curated record. The transcript is spliced from 3 exons. The coding region runs from base 84 to 1172 and encodes 362 amino acids. Lineage: Eukaryota; Metazoa; Mollusca; Bivalvia; Venerida; Veneridae.